UACCGACAGUCCCUAGAAAAAUCCCUAGAACGUAGAACACACCAUUUUUCGUUCCUGCUGAACAGAUUGCAAGAAUGGUGCGCUGGUCUGUAUUUUACCCAAAUCGUCAAAAAGUUAUAAAAUAUUGAAAUUGCUGUCUGUCCACGGUCAAGAAAAUGGCGGAUCGGACUCACCUGCAUUAAUUUAUUCGUAAUAUAAACAUUUUUGCAAAUGACGUGAAAAAGAAAAAUGGUCGAUUUAUUCGAGAAGGAUAAAGGAAAUAUAUCAUUGUCAGCGAAAUUACAGUCAUGGCAGGAUGAGAAAGAAAAGAGUAAACCCACAAUUAUCAACACACAAAAAGCUUUUUACAGUAUUAAAAUUGGAGACAUUCAGAACAAAAUAAACAGGUUAGAAGAUCGAAACGAUGAGUUAUUAGAAAAAAUUGAGGUUACCGAUGAACGUUCAGCGAUCAUAGACGCAGAAACGACCGAUGAAAUUGCAAAUCUAAGCAAACAACUUUAUUCUCAAAACAAUAAAGUAGAUGAUGUGAAAACUAAAAUUGAUAAUGUGGAAAAUAACCGAAUAAAAGAUAAACACUCUCACGAUGAUAAAGUAGAAUUACUUAAUCAGCGAUACAAAGAGAAGAAAGUUGAAUUAGUUUCUCGGAUUAAAGUUUUAACUGCAAAAAUUAAUGGUCUGGAAGAUUUUAAAAAAACACAAAGAGGUUUGGAAGAAAAAUUUGAAAGAAAUGAAGAAGAGAUUUCAAAGAACGAGAAAGAGAUGAAAGAAUUGCUCGAGAGUGUUAAUCGAAAGUUUGAAUUUGAUAAGGAAAUGCUGAAAAAUGAAAUGUACCUGUGUCUUCUCGAUUUAGCGGCACAGUUUCAAGUAGAAACUGUCGAACAUAUAAGUUUACCAAACAAGAGAUUAAUGCGAGAAAACAUUAUGUUAAAAAAUGAAUUAUCGCAUAUUUCGAAGCAACUUUCGUCGGAAAAUGACAUUCAAUCUAUUCUCAAGAACUCGGUUGUAGACUACAGAAAAAAUAUCGUUAAAAAGUCUUUGCAUGUAAAAGAAAAUAUAAUAACUAUAAAAAUACAGAAUGCUUUGUUAAAAUGUUUGAAAAAUAAGUUUAAAAGUACAAAGGGAUAUUUUUCAUCUAUCGAUGUUCCUGAUCGUGCUAUGGAAAGCAAAUAUCUUAUGUUAAUCGAAAACGCCCGUAACGAAGAAAAUUUAACAAACGUUCGUUUAUCAAAAUUAAAUGUUUUACUUGAAAAGGAGAGAACAAGAAUAGGCAUCGCAAAAUAUUUACACAGAAGGUUAAAUUGUAAGAUAAAGGCGGCUGUAGAUACACUUUAUGAUCUAAAGUACAUUGCGAGGUGUUUGCUUGAGUGUCCUACCAAAUGUCCUGAUAUAGCAACCUUGAAUUGCACCCAAAUGCUUUUGUUUCUGCAAAACAUAUUCAUGAAAGGGCAAUUAAAAGUUCAAUGUGGCAUCGUCAAAUCGGUUGAAACCCUACCACAAGUGUUAGAAUUUCGUACAGAAGAUUUAAAUAAUAUUUCGGAUUUUGAAAUAAUCACUGAAUCUCAAGAGAAAGAACAAAUCUUAGACAAAGUACGUAAAAACAAUUUUAUUACGUCAUUAAAACAUGUACUUUGCUUUAUACUUGAGAUUUCUUCUCCCUAUCAGGUAAAAUUAAGCUCAGAUUCGGAUAAAGAAACAAAAAUAUCUAUUGAAAGUAUCGACUUGAAAGAACAUUCAUCGACAGAUAUUUCGGAUAAUAUUAUGCCAUUCGAGUUAAAAGAUGAUUACAAAUUGUCUGAAAGUGAUGAAUACAUAGAAGAUGAAUCUGUAUUUAGUAUUGUAGAAUAAAAUACAAAUUGGUUUCGUGGUCUACAACCUACCGCCCGGCUUACAUCCAAAUACCUCGAUUUGGUAUAUGGUUACAUCAAUCUUGUGAUCUGGCUUAACAAAUCGUUUCACUUUCGCUUUAUCCCGUUUCCUGUAACAUGUCAAUGUUAAUAAUAAACAAAAAAUGAGAAAAUGAGGAAAAAUCGGGGAUUAUCUAUAUUACAAUUUUUAAAGAGCGCAUAUCUUACACUUGUAAAAUGGGAGAUAUACAAAAGAAAUAUAUUUUGUAUAAUUAAAUAUGAUUAAGACGGUACAAUAAUCAGAAAAAUUGACAUUGUCCAAGAGUGAGGAUUAAGAUGCUACCUACCGUCAGUAAAAGGCAAAGAUAUCUACCUGUGACUGGUACCCUAAACAGUCUAGCACACAUUUUUAGCGACGACGUAUACAAAAGUAUAGUGUCAAGAUCCUCACCUGGAGUGCUUUGAUAAACAAAUGGUCGGAUGCGUACUUCAUGUCCAAUACUUUGAAUCAUAGAACAAGCUGUACUUAAACGAGCUGCCUAUCAAACAAAGAGGAAAUACAAGCAAAUAUUAUUGCUUUUCUAACGUGUAAAGAUAAAAUAAUUAAUAGGUAAACAUACCUGAAUAAAAGGAACUAUCGAUAUUAAAAUCCAUAAUACGACAUUCACUAUUCCGAUCCAUGUAAUAGGACUAUUUUGUGCAUCACCAUUAUAAUUAUCAUAUCGAAGCAACCAAAUUGUACCCGCGGCAGCCCAUGAUAAAUUCACAACUGUAUAGAUACAUACAGCUGGUCCUAGUUCGUCAUUGAAAUAUUUCAAUAGUUUUUUAAAUUCGCAUAUUUCCUGAAAGAUACACCAACAAGAGUGUGACUUUCUUAUCCGACAAAAUAAUGGAAGAGAUAAUGAAAUUAAAGAGAAAUCAAUUUACAAACCUUCAUCCAAUCGAUAGGAGAUAAAGUAUGGUGAAGCAACUUGCCACGAAGAAAGUACAAGUGUGCCAAUAAAAGUUGCCCUUGUAAACAGUAACUGGUGAUAAUCGUUCCUUGAACCAUAUCGUGCCAUAAUGUGCAUACAAUUAAAAAUACCUUCAAUGUUAUUUUUACUUGAUACGGACUGUGCAAAAAAUAAAUUCGAAAGAAGUGCAAAAUAGGAUAACGCUCGAUAUUGUACAUACAUACAUACAUACAUACAUACAUAAAUAUGUAGAAUAUUCCACAAUAUGAAAUAAGAUGUAUAAGAUGGAAUUGAAUAAUAAAUAAAAACGAGCAAUUUUAAUCAUCGGGCAAAUUAACAAUAAAUCGGAUAGACGAAGAGAUAUUUUCGAGGAAAUUACCUCUGUUCUAACCAUUGAAAUACAAUACUUCCUUGGGCCAUCAGAA
This is a messenger RNA of Osmia lignaria (orchard mason bee), 3222 nucleotides long. The record is from RefSeq and is a predicted model, not a curated record. NCBI's taxonomy places the organism in Eukaryota, Metazoa, Arthropoda, Insecta, Hymenoptera, Megachilidae.